Messenger RNA from Megalops cyprinoides (Indo-Pacific tarpon), 1755 nucleotides. RefSeq names its product malate synthase-like (gene ugl). Lineage: Eukaryota; Metazoa; Chordata; Actinopteri; Elopiformes; Megalopidae. The coding region runs from base 37 to 1713 and encodes 558 amino acids. Gene Ontology annotation, molecular function: malate synthase activity. Gene Ontology annotation, cellular component: cytoplasm. The transcript is spliced from 15 exons. Gene Ontology annotation, biological process: glyoxylate cycle. The record is from RefSeq and is a predicted model, not a curated record.
AGUCCUCCAUCUGCUCUAGCAAACAGACCACUGAAAAUGACAUUAUUACAUGGUCAGGCUGUCAGGGGAAUAGAACUGGAACCUCCACCACAUGGUUUGGAGGAAGCAUUCCAGACCCUCUUCAAUGCCAAGUCCCUCCUGUUCCUGGCAGAGCUGGUCACCACGUUCCAAACAGAGGUUGACAAGAUACUUAAUCUCAGAAUCUCAAGGAAGGUUCGCCUAGACCUGACAGGAGAUCUCCCGGGCUUCUCUGAUGACACUGCUCAUAUCCGUGGUGACCCAGCAUGGAGGGUGCUCCCUGUGCCCGAGAGGCUGCAGCGGAGACACGUGGACAUUGGAGACCUGGCCCCCUGUGACACAGAGCGCUUCAUACAGGGCCUGAGGUCCCCAUCGCAGGGCAUCCAGGUGGAUUUUGAUGAUGGAAACUGUCCAACAUAUCGCAAUCAAAUUAAGGGCAUUUACAAUGUUUACAAGGCAGUACGCAAUCAGUUUCAUGAUGCUCCACCAAUCUCCCAGGCUCCUGUGCUGAUGCUUCGCCCGCGUGCCUGGAACAUGGUGGAGCAGAACAUGAUGGUCAAUGGGAGACAGGUGCCUGGACCACUGUUUGAUUUCGGUCUGUUGAUGUUCCACAAUGCAACGCUGCUUUUUGAGAACAAGAGCGGUCCUUUUUUCUACCUGUCAAAGAUUGAAAGCUACCUUGAGGCAAGACUUUGGAACAGCAUAUUCCUCUGGUCUGAAGAAAAGCUGGGCCUGCCUGUAGGCAGCAUCAAAGCGACGGUGCUAAUUGAAAACGUCCUGGCCACUUUCGAGAUGGAAGAGAUUUUGUAUGAGCUCCGAGAUCACUCUGCUGGCCUCAACUGCGGAAUCUGGGACUACUCUGCCUCCUUCGUCAACAAGUUUGGUCACCGCACGGCAUUCCUGCUCCCUGACCGCAGCAAGUAUGUGAACAUGGAGAAGCUGUUUCUGAAGUCCUAUAUGGACCUGCUGGUCCAGACCUGCCACAGGCGUGGGGCGCUGGCCACAGGGGGCAUGGCGGCUCUGCUGCUGCCCCGCGAUAAGAACAGCGCCCUCUAUAGCAAGGUCCUUGCCACUGUCACCAGGUUAAAGUUACUAGAGAUCAAGGCUGGAGUUGAUGGUUUUAUGGUCUAUGAUUUGGACUUGAUAGAACCAAUGCAACAACUGUUUCAGCAGCACACGCAGGGUGAGAACCAGCUAACUGAGCUCCGGGAUGACCUGACUGUGACCCCUGCCAACCUGCUUACCAUGCCAGCGGGUGGAGUUACCCUCUAUGGGCUGAAAUAUAACAUUGCUGUAGGCAUCCUCUUUAUUGAGGCAUGGCUGACAGGGAAAGGUCAUUUCUUCUACAAGGGUCAAGUGGAGGAUUCGGCAACUGCUGAGAUCUCCAGAUCACAGGUGUGGCAAUGGAUCCGUCACCAGGUGAGGUUAGAGGACGAUGACAGGCAGGUCACCAGCGGUUUGGUGAAGAUCCUGACCCAGGAAGUGAUGCAAGAGCUGAGGGAGGUGCUGCAGUGUCGCACUGUGAGAGAUGUGCAGAGACUGCUGACUGCUACCUCCAUGUUCUUGGAGGUAGUACAGAAAAGCCAGUUCCCAGAAUUCCUCACCACCUACCUGAGCCAGGACCACACCUUCCUCGCCUCUCAGGCAGAAAACACGGGGCCAGACGCAGGAGGCCCUCCCAAGCACAAGCUGUGACCGCACAAACUCCCACCCCAUAGUAGACACAAAUGGAGAAAG